AUGUCACGACCGCGGAAUUCAACAAAUUCUUCUGAGGAAGACGUUUUGUCCGACCUUUUAACGGUGGAACACGCCGGGAUGUUCCUUCUGGUAAAUGUUGUCAUGGUUUGUAGCGUUACGAGUUUCCUUGGCAUCAUCGCCAACGCCAUCAACCUGGCGGUGUUUGUGAAACAGGGGCUUCACAACACCAUCAACAUUUGCUUUCUUGGGCUGGCCAUCUCCGACAUGUGCUGUCUGCUGACUUUACUGUGGAUAUCCAUCUGCAUGAACCCGCUGGUGAUUUCUUCAGGUGUGCCUUGGGUGGCCACAGACUUCACCUAUUUAACAGGAGCGUGGCCUCACCAUAUCUCUGGACGCAUCACCAGCUACAUCACAGUCUACAUCACCGCGGAAAGAUGUCUUUGUAUCAUAUUUCCUCUAAAAGUCAGGCAAAUAAUGACGCCUACGAUAACGACCGUUGCUCUUUGUCUAAUUUAUAUAAUUAAUAUUCUAAUGCUGUGUCCGGAGUAUGUGACUUUGUAUCUUGACUGGACAUAUUUUCCAGCGUACAACUCCACGCUUUUAGCCAUACACUAUUUGGAAGGUAGGGAGAAGGCAUCAGGGCUAGUUUACUUUCUUAAUUCCGCAUCUGGGCUAAUUGCUUUCGUGUCUGUGGCUGUUCUGACGCCUAUUUUGGCGGUAAAACUCAAAGAAGCCUCAGCAUGGCGCGCGAAAUCCAAGUCUGCUAACAUUCGUGACGCCAUGUCUAAUCGUGACCAGAAGACGGUUAAAAUGGUUGUUUUGAUUGCCACAGUUCUGAUUAUUUGCUUUACUCCAGGAGUGGUUUUUGGAACGGUGACUUUUAUUGAACCAGAGUUUGACAUCAACAAGAGAUAUGCCAACACCGUGGCCUCUUUGUGGACAAUCGCCUGCAUCUCUCA
Molecule: messenger RNA, 920 nt
Organism: Candidula unifasciata
Lineage: Eukaryota; Metazoa; Mollusca; Gastropoda; Stylommatophora; Geomitridae
Source: the annotation of a GenBank genome assembly